AAAUCUCUGUGUGUUUGAAUAAUUGAUUAAGGACAUGGAUUCUACUACUAAGAUGGACUAUCGUGCGGAUGGGCAAGGUUCAAGAACAAUUCAAGAAACCAAUGAUGAGAUUGAGAUUGAUUCUGCUACUAUCCCAGACUCACUUGACAAGUGUGAUGAAGUUGAUGUUAUAAGUGAUUUGUUGGCUCGAAAAAAGAGAAAGGAGACAACGUCUUCCUCAUGUUCUAUAGGACCUAAGAAGAAAACUUCAUCAACGACAAUCAUAUCUGACUGUAUGCAGCGAAUGGCAACUGAUUUCAAUGACUAUUUGGCGGUGGAAAGGAAAAAGUCUGAGCUUCUUUUGACAGAAAAGGGGUUAAUGUUGGCAGAGAAGAAAAAAAUUAAUCCCCAAGAAAUUUUGGCUGAGUUGAAGGCUAUUGAACUCGAUGACAUGCAGAUGAUCAAGGCUGUGGAUUUGAUGAUGCAUGAUCACAUAUUAUUCAAUACAUUUGUGGGAAUGCCAACAGAGUUGAAAUACAAGUGGUUGAAAGUGCAACUUGAUAAAUGAAGUUGACACUUAUUUUUAUCAUACAAUUCCUAGAUUAUCAUUCAAUUUGAUCUUUGUUUCAACUUGAACUUUGUUUAAACUUAAGUUAAUACUUCUUCUGUCAACUUUGUUUGAAUUUAAGUUUGGUGUGUUUGAUCUAUUUGAAUUUAUAAUUGUUCAAUUUUUUAUGGUCAUAAAUGUCUAAAGAUGGU
This is a messenger RNA of Cuscuta campestris, 738 nucleotides long. The record is from the annotation of a GenBank genome assembly. NCBI's taxonomy places the organism in Eukaryota, Viridiplantae, Streptophyta, Magnoliopsida, Solanales, Convolvulaceae.